Molecule: messenger RNA, 1373 nt
Organism: Drosophila miranda
Lineage: Eukaryota; Metazoa; Arthropoda; Insecta; Diptera; Drosophilidae
Exons: 4
Coding region: 48-1316 (422 amino acids)
Source: RefSeq, a predicted model, not a curated record
GUCAGUCAAGUUUAGGUUUCAGUCAAGAUCAGUCAGAGAUCAGAGCCAUGGCGAAGAUAGAGAACCCUAACGAGAGUCUUGUUAUCCCUAAAUGGUUAAACGAAGACAAGUUCAAGGUCCUGCUGGCCAAAGAUGAGCCAAAUUAUAAUAAAAUUGUACAGUUUACAGCUGUGGCUGCCAUCCCGCCAGGCAGUAAUUUCACCUCAAUUUUGGCACGCGUCUAUUUGGACUUGGAACUAAAGGAUGGUAGCCUUAAGAGACAGAGCUAUGUAGUCAAGACCACCCUCGAGUUGGACAAAGGUGGAAGGGUCGUCGAGGAGUUUCGGUAUUUCCAAAAGGAGCAGCAAAUGUACUCCACUUAUUUACCCGCCUUUGAGCAGCUCUAUCGCGAGGCUGGACAUCCCAUUCAACUGGUGCCCAAGUGUUUGGAAAUUGGAGAAAUGGAUGGCUACCUGUACUUCAUAUUUGAGGAUCUGUCAUCGCAGGAAUUCGUAACUGUGGAUCGCAGCAAGGGUUUGGAUAUGGAACACAUGAACAUGAGUCUUCGUAAGCUGGCGGAGCUCCAUGCCGCCAGUGUUGUGUACGAGGAUCGGCAUGGACCGUAUUCCAUCGACUUUGAGCAUGGCUUCGCACAUAAGGAUAAUACAGAGCACAGCAGACGAGGAUUCGAUGCAAAGGUCAAGGAAUACAAGGCAGCCAUGUUGACCUGGGGAAUUGAGGAGAGAUGUUUAAAGAAUUUCCCCACUCCUCAGCAGUACAUUCAAAUGAGUUUGGAAUCCCUGAAAACCGAUGCCAAUGGCUUUAAUGUUCUCACUCAUGGCGAUUUUUGGUCCAGCAAUAUCCUCUUUAAGUACAAUUCGAAUAACAAUUUGGAUAAAGCUCUUCUCUUGGAUUUUCAGCACUGCAAAUGGGGUAGUCCUGCCCAGGACCUGCUCUUCAUCAUCACCAUUUCAGCCAGCAGGGAAUUGCGCCUCAAGGAAUAUGAGAAUUUUGUGAGGAUCUAUUGGGAACAUCUCAUCGAUUGUUUGGCUAUACUAAGCCACAAGAAAUUGGUGCCCCAACUGCGGGAUUUGAACGCUGCCCUCUACAAAAAGAACAAUACUUUUUACGCUUUCUUUCCGGUGAUGGGUCAUUUAUCUACCGUUUUGCUGCCGACCGAUAAGGAUAGCAAUCUGCACACCCUCAUGUCCCAGGACGAUGCUGGCAGGAGUCUUCGAACUCGUCUCUAUACGAAUCCGGCAUUUGUGGAUGUCAUCAAAGAGGUGUAUCCCUUUUACUGCAACCGGGGACUGUUCAACUUCGUUGACUACGAUUGAAUACCGAUCGAUGCAGUUUUCAUUCUUUCCAUUGAAUAAAUUUGUGUGAACAUUGAA